Dipodomys spectabilis (banner-tailed kangaroo rat) is the source of this 3634-nucleotide messenger RNA. RefSeq names its product mitogen-activated protein kinase kinase kinase 10 (gene Map3k10). The record is from RefSeq and is a predicted model, not a curated record. Gene Ontology annotation, biological process: protein phosphorylation; positive regulation of apoptotic process. NCBI's taxonomy places the organism in Eukaryota, Metazoa, Chordata, Mammalia, Rodentia, Heteromyidae. Gene Ontology annotation, molecular function: JUN kinase kinase kinase activity; ATP binding; protein binding.
UGGAACCCGGUACGGAAGAUGGCAGCUACUCGACCACCCGGCGCGUGAGGAGGCCGAGGGGCGCGCCACCCCUUCCUGGGGCGGCCGCCCCUUCCCCUCGGGUCUCGCCAUCCCUGCCCGGCCCCUUACGGUCGUGGCCCGGGAUGCGGAAUCCGGGGGCCGCCGGUGGAGCUGCGCGGGGUGGGAGGCGCGGGGAGGAGUGGCUGCCCGCUGCCCUCGCCCUCGGCCCCCACCGGCGGGCACGGCGAGAUUCCAGACGCUGGGGUGGGCCGGGCCCUCUUAGCGCCCUGACAUCUGGGGGUGGGAACAGGUGAACCUGCGGCUCGCCCCCCUCCCCACCCCCCCACCGCCCGGCUGGGACCGCCGAAUCCGAGGGGACAGCCCUGCCCUGAAACAGGGCGGGCUUUGCCUGCUCCCCCAGAGGGCCUCCCCCCUCUCGCCAUGGCCCCCAGGAGCGCCCGUGGACCCUCAGGGACCGCCUCCCACCCUGGCCGCCCGGGCCCGCCCUCAGCAUCCCGCGGGCACCCGGUGUGAAGCGGCCUCCUGCAGCCCCUCCCCCGCCCAUGGAGGAGGAGGAGGAGGAGGGGGCGGCCGCCAAGGAGUGGGGUUCGACCCCCGCGGGGCCCGUCUGGACCGCCGUGUUCGACUACGAGGCGGUGGGCGACGAGGAGCUGACGCUGCGGAGGGGCGAUCGCGUGCAGGUGCUUUCCCAAGACUGUGCGGUGUCUGGCGAUGAAGGCUGGUGGACCGGCCAGCUGCCCAGCGGCCGCGUGGGCGUCUUCCCCAGCAACUAUGUGGCCCCCGCCACACCUGCGGCGCCCGCGGGUCUGCAGCUGCCCCAGGAGAUCCCCUUCCAUGAGCUGCAGUUGGAGGAGAUCAUUGGCGUCGGGGGCUUUGGCAAAGUCUAUCGUGCCCUGUGGCAAGGCGAGGAGGUAGCCGUCAAGGCCGCCCGGCUGGACCCCGAGCGGGACCCGGCAGUGACAGCGGAGCAAGUGCGCCAGGAGGCCCGGCUUUUUGGUGCCCUGCAGCAUCCCAAUAUCAUUGCCCUGAGGGGUGCCUGCCUCAGCCCCCCAAAUCUCUGCCUGGUGAUGGAAUAUGCCAGGGGAGGUGCACUCAGCAGGGUGCUGGCAGGACGUCGGGUGCCCCCUCACGUACUGGUCAACUGGGCCGUGCAGGUGGCCCGGGGCAUGAACUAUCUUCACAAUGAUGCCCCUGUGCCCAUCAUCCACCGGGACCUCAAGUCCAUCAACAUCCUGAUCCUGGAGGCCAUUGAGAACCACAACCUCGCAGACACGGUGCUCAAGAUCACGGAUUUUGGCCUCGCCCGAGAGUGGCACAAGACCACGAAAAUGAGUGCCGCCGGGACCUACGCCUGGAUGGCACCCGAGGUCAUCCGCCUUUCCCUCUUCUCCAAAAGCAGCGAUGUCUGGAGCUUCGGGGUGCUGCUGUGGGAGUUGCUGACCGGUGAGGUCCCCUACCGAGAAAUCGAUGCCCUGGCUGUGGCAUACGGCGUGGCCAUGAACAAGCUGACCCUGCCCAUCCCUUCCACGUGCCCCGAGCCCUUUGCCCGCCUCCUGGAGGAAUGCUGGGACCCUGACCCACAUGGGCGGCCAGAUUUCGGCAGCAUCUUGAAGCGGCUGGAAGUGAUCGAGCAGUCAGCCCUGUUCCAGAUGCCACUCGAGUCCUUCCACUCGCUGCAGGAAGACUGGAAGCUGGAGAUUCAGCACAUGUUCGAUGACCUUCGGACCAAGGAGAAGGAGCUCCGCAGCCGGGAGGAGGAGCUGCUGCGGGCUGCACAGGAGCAGCGCUUCCAGGAGGAACAGCUGCGGAGGCGCGAGCAGGAGCUGGCCGAGCGCGAGAUGGACAUCGUGGAGCGGGAGCUGCACCUGCUCAUGUGCCAGCUGAGCCAGGAGAAGCCCAGGGUCCGCAAGCGGAGGGGCAACUUCAAGCGCAGCCGGCUGCUCAAGCUGCGGGAAGGCGGCAGCCACAUCAGCCUGCCCUCCGGGUUUGAGCAUAAGAUCACAGUGCAGGCCUCACCAACCCUGGACAAACGGAAAGGCUCAGAUGGGAACAGCCCCCCUGCCAGCCCCAGCAUCAUCCCCCGCCUGCGCGCCAUUCGCUUGACUCCUGUGGACUGUGGUGGCGGCGGCAGUGGAACCUGGGGUCGCAGUGGGCCCCCCAAGAAGGAAGAACUGGUCGGGGGCAAGAAGAAGGGCCGGACAUGGGGGCCCAGUUCCACCCUGCAGAAGGAGCGGGCUGGAGGAGAGGAGAGGCUCAAGGCCCUGGGGGAAGGAAGCAAACAGUGGUCAUCAAGUGCCCCCAACCUAGGCAAAUCCCCCAAGCACACCCCUAUCGCCCCUGGCUUCGCCAGCCUCAACGAGAUGGAGGAGUUCGCAGAGGCCGAAGGAGGCAACAGCGUGCCACCCUCCCCCUACACCCCCACGGCGUCCUCGCUGGCGGUGCCGCCCCCCGAGCCCGCCCCGUCCCCGUCCCCCGGGGCGCCCACGGCCCGGGCCCACGGCGCGCGGCGACGCUGCGACCUGGCGCUGCUGGGCUGCGCCGCGCUGCUGGGCGCCGUGGGCCUGGGCGCAGACCUGGCCGAGGCGCGCGCGGCCGCCGAUGGCGAGGAGCAGCGGCGCUGGCUGGACGGCCUCUUCCCCCGCGCGGCCGGCCGCUUCCCCAGGGGCCUCAGCCCCCCCGGGCGCCCCCCGGGCCACCGCCACGACGAGGACGCCACCCCCGGCCCCGGCCUGGCGCCCUCCGCCACCCUGGUGUCGCUGUCCUCCGUGUCCGACUGCAACUCCACGCGCUCCCUGCUGCGCUCGGACAGCGACGAGGCAGCGCCUGCCGCGCCCUCCCCACCGCCCUCCCCGCCCGCGCCCGCCUGCAACCCCCUGCUGGACCUGGAGCUCGAGAGCUUCAAGAAGGACCCACGCCAGUCGCUCACGCCCACCCACGUCACCGUCACACGCCCGGUGAGCCGCGGGCACCGGCGGACGCCGUCGGAUGGAGCGCUGGGCCACUGCGCGGCCGGCCCUCGAGACCCCCUGGACUUCCCCCGCCUGCCCGACCCCCAGACCCUGUUCCCCACCCGACGCCGGCCCCCCGAGUUCCCUGGCCGUCCUACCACUCUGACUUUUGCCCCGAGACCCCGGCCAGCUGCCAGCCGCCCCCGCCUGGACCCCUGGAAACUGGUCUCUUUUGGCCGGACACUUGGUAUCUCGCCUCCUAGCAGGCCAGACACUCCAGAGAGCCCUGGGCCCCCCAACAUGCAGCCCACGCUGCUGGACAUGGACAUGGAGGGGCAGAGCCAGGACAGCACCGUGCCCCUGUGCGGGGCCUAUGGCUCCCACUGAGGCCUGCCCGCCACCGCCCGCCCGGGCAGCCAUGAAUGUAGCGCCCCAGGCCCCGCGGCAGCCUGUCGCACCCUGGCGGGGAGAGGCCUGGGCAGGAUACUCACUAUUUAUUGGGGAAGGGAGGAGGGGGGAGACACUUAAUUUAUUCCUUCGUACCCCGGGGGGGUGGAGCCCUGAGCCCACCCUGCCGUAGGGGGCGGGUCGGCAGGGAUUCUCAGGGACGGCAUCAUGGGGGAUUUGGCACAAAACACAGCAUUAAAGAUAACCCCUGCCCCCGA